AAUGGGGCUAGUGGGAGAUAUCUUCUGGGACCGAUUACUUGUUACAGUAUGCUAAUUUUGUUCUGUUUACGAUGAGAUGUGAAAUCGAACUUAACCUGAAUGGAUGGCUAGAUACUGUUUUUUACUCUCAUCAUUGGAUUUCUAUAAUUAUGGAGAAUGUUCAGUUUAGAAUCUUAUAAUUAUAAAUGGUUGUUUAGCACAUGAGUUGCUGAUAGAAGGCUGGUUCUUCUUUCCUUAGAGAUAGAGAGAUGGUGAAAAAAGGAAACAUUAUGCAGUACAGGGAGAGGUUGGACAAGAGCCUCGCCUUACCUGAUCUGACAGAUGAACAGAUACUCAAAACCCUUGUCAAAAGUCAACUCCAACGUUCUUCUUCAAAAGUGGAAAUUGAAGGAUGUAAUGAGAAAUUAGUAGAAACCAAAACCAAGGAGAUAUAUGACUUUCUUAGUAUGUUGAGAAGUGCUUCUGGAGACAAUAGUGCAGGAUCUAGUACAUCACGCUCUGAUUGGAAAAUGAACGCAGUGACAUGGUGCAUGGACAGGAGUAUAGUUGCUGGUUCUGGUUUGCCUCCUUUCUGGAACUGGGCACNUUUUGGAAACUAAUUCAAGUACUCUGUCCAGAAGAAUUUUACGCUAGGCCUAUCUGUGCUUUUGUGCAAUGUCGCGCUGUUUUCCAUUUCCGCCACCAGGAUAUUUAAAGAAGACUAUAACAGAUGAAGUAGGCUUNUUGAAAAAGGUUAAUAUACUUUAC
Vigna radiata var. radiata (mung bean) is the source of this 747-nucleotide messenger RNA. RefSeq lists its product as uncharacterized. The transcript has 3 exons. Lineage: Eukaryota; Viridiplantae; Streptophyta; Magnoliopsida; Fabales; Fabaceae. Bases 249 to 599 code for a protein of 116 amino acids. The record is from RefSeq and is a predicted model, not a curated record.